Molecule: messenger RNA, 860 nt
Organism: Paramecium sonneborni
Lineage: Eukaryota; Ciliophora; Oligohymenophorea; Peniculida; Parameciidae
Source: the annotation of a GenBank genome assembly
AUGAACUUUAUGGAAUCUAUUCAGUAAUCAAAUUAGGAUUUUAAAGAUAAAUUAAUAUCUUUGUCAAAAGCACUUCAUCUAUGUCUUUUAGUAUCAAAUUAAUGUGCUGAAAGAGGAUAGUUACUUCAUUCUUAAAUUAAAGGAUAUAUUUUAAUAUUUCAUAAACAUUUUAUGAUACUAAAGUUUCAAUUAUGUACAAAAUUAUUGGAUUUUGUUGUAGAAGAAUAAGAAAAAAGAAGUUAAAAAUUUUAAUUGUUUGAGAAAGAUAUUAAUGAAUCAAAAUAGAGAGAAUGGAUGAAAAUUCGCUCAUAAGUCUAAAUAAAUUAAUUAAAAUAGGAAAUAGAUAUGUUGAAGUAAAAAGAUAAUAUAAUAAAUUCAGAAUGUAUUAGUUAUUAAUAAACAAUCAAUAAAUUAUAGAAUAAAAUCAAUUUAUUACAGGCCAUAAAAAGUGCAAGCAAAUAUGAUAGUAAUUUGACUAGGGAAAUAGCUCAAUUAAAACAUUAGUUAUCUAAAAUAAAUAAACAUAAGCAUCCUUAAAUGAAUAAAUCAGACGAAGAGAAAUAAGAAUUAUCAUCAUCUUAGUACUUAAAGAAUUGAAUCAAUAAAAUGAAAUUGAAUAAAUUUAAGAUGAAAAAGCAAAAAAUGCUAUAGAAAUAUUACCUGUGGUUUGUCAUAGUUUUGGUAUUUAAACAUUUUAAAAAUGUCUAUGCAUUAUAGAGACAUAAACAGAUUUAUAAUAAAUGUCUUCAUAAUAUGAUAACUUUUUAUCUAUUUUAGAAAUAGAAAAUACAUUUAAAGAAUUUGAACUUAAAAAUAAUUAGAACAAUAGAGAUGGUUGGAUGGACUAUCUAACCAAAUGA